Amphiprion ocellaris (clown anemonefish) is the source of this 2824-nucleotide messenger RNA. It is a transcript of the gene cfap210, whose product is annotated as cilia and flagella associated protein 210. Lineage: Eukaryota; Metazoa; Chordata; Actinopteri; Pomacentridae. The coding region runs from base 398 to 2128 and encodes 576 amino acids. The transcript is spliced from 8 exons. The record is from RefSeq and is a predicted model, not a curated record.
UAACAUUUCGUGCUUGAAAAUGAUUUAUUUGCAUUCUAGGCAGACACAGGUAUUAUUAUUUCUGUUAAUAUCAAAGCGUUCUGGAAGUUUUCUUGCUUUCUUGCAUUAUUUGAGAUAUUGGUCAGUCCACAGCCUGUACAUGGAAACCAAGAAUGUGAAUUUUGUAAAAUUUAUUUUAAACUGAGGCGUCACAUUGACAGAUGGCUGAAUUUGAGAGAACACAGCGUCACCUGUCGGUAAUCAAGGGAAAGGCUUCUGAUUGGCUCCACCGUUGCCUGGAUACGACGCAACAAACGUAAACUCGAGUUCAGCUGUUUGAAGUCGGACUAACGUUAGUUGCAGUCAAAAACAGUAUUAAUAAUUUUUCUUGAACUACCAGCGACUACAUCUCGUACAAAUGGCAUCAGCGGUUCAGCCCAGCCGCCGGAGAGGAUCCAGUAAAAGCGAGCCAAUGGAGGAAGCCAUUAUGAUAAUCCAGCCGUCAGACCUCCGUCAGGUCACUGUGCUGAGGAAGGCUGAAUUGCAAAGGAUUCAAGAUCGACCAAGCCGGCUUAAAAAAGAGAAGGAACGCGUGAGAGAGGCAGCAGAACAGAGGGAGGCUCUGCACCAGCAGUCAAAAGAAGUGGUGAAACUGUGGUCCAACACCAUCACUGGUCAAAGGCAAAAGAAGCUGGAGGCAAAGAUGAUUCGAGAGCAAAUUGAGGAGGAGAAAAGGAAACUGAUGGAUAUCGAAGAAGCCAAAUACAAGGAACAGAAGCAGAAAGAGAUAAUCGAAAGAGCAAAGACUCAGCAGUAUUAUCAAACCGACCGGGUCAAAGGACUCCAUCGGGCACUACUGCUGACGGAGGUGCUGAAGGAGAGGGACGCUCAGGUCGAACUGAAGCAAAGACAAAAGAGUGCAACGAAAGAUGCGGACAAAGAAUACGUGGAAAUGGUAAAGAGCAGAGAGGAUGAAGCCUUGAGACAGGAGCAGGAGAAAGCAAAGCAGAAGAAGCUCCAGAGACAGGCUGCUGAAGAAGACCUGAAAAACCAAAUGAAGGAAAAUGAGAAGGUGAGGGAGCAACUGAAGCUGGAAGACAAGAAGGAUGGAGAAGAAAUUCAGCGUCUCCUAGAGCAAUAUCAGUUGGAGCAAAGAAUGGAAUCGGGAAGACAAGCAAAUGAGAGGAAAAACCUCAUGCUAGCUCAGAUGGUAAGGCCUUAUCAACACAAGUUAUCAAGUAUUUGUAUCUUUCUUGUGGACCACAGUAAGUUUCUUGAGCGUUCUGUGCAUUUACAGGAGCAACGUCACAACAGAGACCUCCUGAGAGCAAUAAAUGCACAAAAACAGGAGGCUGAAGAGGAGCAAAGGAAACUUUUUCUCUCUGCCAAACAAAAAAUGAUCAAGUUACGUAACGAAAAAGAAAAAGAGCUGUUUAGGGAGGCACAGAUGCGCCGAGAGAGGAUCAUGGGCAAACUUACAGUGAAGCAGCAGGAGGAAGCUGUCAGUGAGGAGCAGAGGAUCGCGAAGGCUGUAGCUGAGCAGGAUGCUAAACAGGCACAAGAGCAGCAGGAGAAGGAGGAGAAGAAGGCGGAAAUGUUGAAGUCCAUCGCUGCACACAGAGAAUCCAUGAGACGAGAAAAGGAGCAGAUGGAGAAGACAGCAAAACAGAACAAACAAGAUACACUGCAGAGAAUAAAAGAGGCUGACAAAAUAUUCUCUGAGGAACAGCAGCUGGAGGCGAAGAAAACCAGAGAAAAUGAAAUAAAGUUACAAGACUUCAAUGUUACACUAAUGGCAGAGAAAAGUGCAAGGCAACAGCGGUUGAAGGAAGAGGAACACGAGUUUGAUGCGAAGAACGCAGAAUUCAUGGCUGAAGAGGAGAACAAGUUUCAACAGUAUUCACAGAGCAUCAUCAACGCCGCGGCAGUGGCUCAGAAAAACCUGUUUCCACUCUGCAAAGCUGCAAGGGAAGGAAUCGGAGGAGGGCAGGGUCCCGUGUUUGGCAGGUUCAGGCCGAGCUACCUCGUCCAGGACCGCACUGGUGCUCAGAUGCCCAAAUAUGUCUCCGGUACCACAGAAGACAUUAAAAAGCGGAAUGAGGUCGUAGAUAUACAGGAAGCAAAGAGGAGGCUCGGAUUCACUUGGUGACAGUUUGUUCUCAGCUGGCGGCAAGAAUGCUGGCCCUAAAUGAAUCAUCUUUGAAAAUGAUAAAUUUGUAGUGUCUAUUGUGAAGUCCACAAUAGACAAUACAGCUGUCCCAAAAAUAAAGUCAAUAUUCAGCAUUUUUGCAAUUACUGGUAUCACUAUUUUCUUUUUAAAGGUCAUUCCUGAUUAAAUAAUUUAAAAAUUUGAAGCCACCUCUCUGUAAUUUUGAAAUGUCCCUCCUACAGCGCCAUCUGAUGGGUUACACAUCAUGAUUAACAGCCUAUUAACAUUCAAGGAUGUUAAAUAUAAACAAGCUAAGUUAAUAGUAGCUAAGUUUUGUGUGUAAGCUUGCUAAGUUUUUUUUUUAGGUUAUUUUUUGGCUUUACUUGACAUGUUGAGAGGCAUAAAAGAAAGAAGACAUGCAGCAAAGGGCCGUAAGCUGGAAUCAAACUCAGCCACUGUAUCUGGGAAUCUAGCCCCGGUUUAUGUUUAUGAAUCACCUUCUCAACCAGUUGAGCUAUCUGGGUGCCCAGUAAUGUUGAGUUUUGACACCACAACUUUCACUGUUUUACUGCAAAUUUGUAUCAGUACCAAAUAUAAAUUAUUGGUCUCCCUCAGUACUAAUAAUCAGAAUCAUCAGCCCUGAAAAAGCCCAUCAGUUGCCCCAUUAUAUGCACAGAAUUGUAUAAAAUCAAUCAC